AUUGGAUUAUUCCCCCAAUUCAAUGUUGAUUUCCAUUUUUGGUAAAUCUUGAAGCAAAACAUAAUUCAGUAUAUGAUUUGAGAAAUUGUUGUGAGGGCAUAUUCUAUUGCAGAAGCGUAUAUAAGUAAAGAAAACAAAACAAAAAGUGAGAACGACAAUAAGUCCAAAAAUAAAAAGUCACGUUUUUCUCCUAACUAACUCAAAACUCACGAGCAGCACUACUCGAUCUCUAUAAAAGCAUGAAACCCCAACCCCUUAACAACAUAUACAAACACAUUCUUCUUAAAGGCAAAAAUGGCAGGAACUACGCAGAGGAAGAGGGAGGUGUUUCCGAGCAAGGAUGAAUUGUCGGUAGCAUUGGCUAAGUACACUGCUAAUCUCUCGGCCAAGUUCUGCAAGGAGAAAGGAUAUUUCACCGUUGUUCUCUCCGGCGGUGGCCUCAUCGAUUGGCUCUGCAAGUUGUUGGAACCUCCUUACAUAGAUAGUGUCGAAUGGUCAAAGUGGCACGUCUUUUGGGUGGACGAGAGGGUUUGUUCAUAUGAAGAUCCAGACAGCAACUACAAACUCGCCAUGGAUGGGUUUCUCUCCAAGGUUGGGAUUCCAAAUGAGAACAUCUACGCUAUCGACAAACACUAUGCAGCUGAUGGUGACGCGGAGAACUGCGCGAUGCUCUACGAGGAGUGCUUGAGGAAACUGGUGAAGCAAAACAUACUUCCACUAUGUACAUAUGGCAAGUAUCAAUAUCCUCAGUUCGAUCUCCAGCUUCUAGGGAUGGGUCCUGAUGGCCACAUGGCGUCUCUCUUUCCUGGACAUCCUCAGAUCCAUGUGAUUGACAAAUGGGUCACUUACAUCACCGACUCUCCAAAACCGCCACGAAAAAGAAUCACAUUCACUUUACCGGUCAUCAACUCGGCUUUGUACAAUCUCAUGGCCGUUUGCGACGACCACACAGAGCAAUGUCCACGUUCCAUUGCUGAGAUCUUUAAGAACAACAAUCUCGCCUUACCUGCUGCUAAUCUUACUGCUCAAGUCGAAGAAAUGUGGUACCUCGACCAAGCAGCUGCCUCGAAGCUUUAGAGAGUCAAACACCUUCAUAUUGGUGUCCUUUAUAUGAAUAAUAAUCUAUCUUUGCUGCUUUGUGGACCGAUCGAGUUGUUGCUGUUUGCAUGCAUUUGUGUUGAAUAACCGGCUAAUAAUAAUGCAUUUUGCGUACAUAUGUUAUGUACCAAAUGUAUCGAAACGCCGAUUUGUUGUUUCUCUCUAGUUGUGUAACUUGUUUGAGUCUGUGAUGUUGUGCUAUAAUAAUAAUAAAUAAAGCUAUAGCUAUA
Brassica napus (rape) is the source of this 1328-nucleotide messenger RNA. RefSeq names its product probable 6-phosphogluconolactonase 5. The record is from RefSeq and is a predicted model, not a curated record. Gene Ontology annotation, biological process: carbohydrate metabolic process; pentose-phosphate shunt. NCBI's taxonomy places the organism in Eukaryota, Viridiplantae, Streptophyta, Magnoliopsida, Brassicales, Brassicaceae. The transcript has 3 exons. The coding region runs from base 295 to 1077 and encodes 260 amino acids. Gene Ontology annotation, molecular function: 6-phosphogluconolactonase activity.